AUCUAUUCGUCGAUUGCAAAAUGGAUUUUUCGAUAUGUCAAUGAUUAUUAUGAAUUGAUAGAUUUUUUCGAAUUGUAUUCUCAUUCCAAUGAUUGUCUGUACAAUGAUGAUCAAUUGAUCUAUUUUGGGAUUAAAUUCAAUAAUCCAUAUCUGGCUGCACGUGUUGUCGGCCGAAAUGGUCAAGUUAUCCGUUUGAUUCGACAAAUUACCGGAACUGAAAUCAUUUCGCCACAAUAUCAUCUAAAUCAAUGGAUGACUAAUAAUACUCGUCGACCGCCACAAUGUUCGCGGGAAUCAUUUUUGAUCAUUUCACGAAAUUCAUUUCGUAUCAGAUAUUCUAGCAUGUUGAUCAUUGCAACUGGCAUGUAUUUUCUGCAACGAUUUCGAGAUUUGAUCACACCGAAAAAUGGUGAAAUUUCAUGCCAAUUGCCUGUACCAUCUAAAUUGGUGCCAUUGAUACUUCGAAAAAAUGCAAUCAAAAUACUUCAAAUUCAAUGGGCAUCAGAUGUACGCAUUGUAUCACCUAAGCCAUAUUGUGUUCCUUGUGAAUUUUAUAUCAUCGGUGAACAGGUAAAUGAAUAUAUUAUUGUCUUUUAUUUUUAAAAUUUUAUAAUUCCA
Molecule: messenger RNA, 618 nt
Organism: Dermatophagoides farinae (American house dust mite)
Lineage: Eukaryota; Metazoa; Arthropoda; Arachnida; Sarcoptiformes; Pyroglyphidae
Source: RefSeq, a predicted model, not a curated record